AAUGUUUAUUAUAAGCUUGAAUAAUUACGUUAAAUCAAAACAUGUACAAUUUGAAAAGAAAUAUGAGAAUUAUAUGAAUACUUUUAAGCCUUAUUCGCUCGAAACUGGAUUAUUACACUUUGCAGUAUGCGAUUUCUUUCUGAGUCAAGGAAUGAUAUAUAAUCAUUUAGCAUAUGCUCCCUGGACCCCAAUCACCGAGAAAAUUAUGAAAAAGCUUGCUGAGAGAUUUGGUCAGUUAGAUUGUGCUUCACGAAAGGCAAGGUCUGGAUUAGCUGGAAAUGAAACAUGUGGAGAGUAUCUACAUUUACUACCGUUUACCGGAGAAUUUCAAUUAGAGAGAUACUUUAAUGAGAGCGGAAGACAAAGCAUACCUUGCUCUCAGAAAAGGAAUUCGAUACUGGCUGCAGUAAUUUUCCCUGAAGCAGAAAAUUAUAAAGGCACUUUACCAGAAAAGAUUAAGUACGAUCUAAGAAUGCAUUCCGAUCCCUUGGGUGUGGAGGGAUUUGAUCAAUGGAUGACCAGAACAAAAAUUCUAAAUAGAGAUGGUCCAUACUUCACUUUUCCUCAGCCAUACAUCUACGAACCUCCAAGAGUCGAUAAACCUAAGCAAUUCUUUCUUGAAUUACAAUGGCUAAUUGAUUCUACAAUAAUAGAACUUCAAGCACCAAGAGCAAAUCUAUCACGAUUUACUUAUCAAUUAAUAGUUAGAUUUCCAGAAUUCUUAAAACCUGAUAAUAGAAAUUAUGGACAAUUCUUAGACUCUACACUCAUUCUAUCGGUUACCAUUGUUAUUGGAUUAUUUUUAAUCGGUGAAACUUUAACUCAAAUGAGGAGGAGUAAACAAGGAAAAUAUUGCGGUUUAAUCUUACACGGAGCGUUACACAAAGAAAUCUAUAUUGUUCGAAUUGCCUCGACCAGUGUAUUUUUAUCCUUUCCAUCUCUGAUUUUUCUACUAUCCAUGAUAGGAAGUGGUUUACCUCCUAUUACUACUCAAGUUUGCUUUUAUAUAACAACGUUUGUUGAAUAUUUCAUUGAAGAAAAUUACUUCUACAUGCUUAUUCCAAGAUUGUUAAUUACUCAUAUCAAUUUUGGAAAGACUUUAAGAAAAGCUCUUCAUGAUAAAGACGACGAAAUAUUUCAAGAAAUGAGCCAUAUGAUAGCAAAUUUGCUUAUAUAUUUAUUUUUACUAUUUUUCACCGCUCAUAUAGCACCUGCUCCACAUGGUCUCGGUUUGUCUUGGAACUUUUUAUUCUCCUCUAAGUAUUGGAUGUGUAGAUUUGAAAGGGAACAUUGUCAGUCAGAUGAUUAUUAUAGGGAAUAUUCUUUAGCUGUACAGUUAGAUAAUAUUCAAAAGAUUGUACAAAAGGGAGUUUUAAGAACAGAAACAGUUGCCCCAUUCUCCAUGAAAAUUCCUACUGAUGAAAUAACCGUAAUCCUAGGUCCACCAAAGAGCGGAAAGUCAGCUUUAGCGGAGAUGAUAUCUUCUAAUACUUUGCCUACUUCUGGUGACAUAACAGUAUGUGGUAUAAAUACAAAAGAUCAAAGAUCAAAGAGUUUAAUUAGCUUAUCUAAAGAUUACGAUCUUAUUUAUUCUAAUUUAACUAUUGCUGAAAAUAUUGAAUUCUAUCAUAGUCUGAAAGGAAUUCAAGCAAUUUCAAACUGGAGUAAUUACGAUAAAAUGCCUAGACUAUUAACUAAGAAAGGGAAAUUAGGUAUUGACUACGUUCUGCAACAAUUCGAAAUGUUAGAAAAUUCCAAAGCUUCUUGUUACACAUCUGAUGACAGAAUUAUUCUCAAUUUUUGUAUAGCGUUGACAGGUCAGUCAGAGAUAAUUGUUAUUGAUCAUUUACUAUCAAAAAUGAUUGAUUUUCGGAAAAGGCAACGUUUAUGGGAUACGAUAAAAGAAUUAAAAGUCGGUAGGGCGAUCAUACUCACAAGUACAAAUAUGUCCGAAGUAAGAAUAUUAGAUUGUAGGACUAUAUGUCUAAUUGCAAAUGGGGUUGUUCAAUUUGUCGGAUCACAAAGAUCAUUUGCAAAAACUUAUGGAAUAGGCUACGAACUGUCUUUUAACUUUACAACUGAAUUAGAUAUAGAUUAUCUAAAUACUAUGGUUUCUUCAUCAAUUAGGAAAUUAUCAAUAAUAAAAAAAGAAAAAAAUACGAUUUCGUAUCGUUUACCUUUCAAUUCCUCCAAUAAGUUUGCCGAACUUUUCUCUAAGGUUUAUAGAGAAGAUAGAAAUUUUAAUCUACGUCUUAUAUCAUACGACGACGUCUACGAUAAGAUAUAUAAGGGAGAAUUAAGAAUAACAAGUGAUAAUAAAGAUGAUUAUCAUAUUGAAACAUUUACCGCUAUGAUGAUGUAUGGAAAAUCUAAGCUAAAAAAUAUUAAAUAUUAUACUAAUUCGAAAACUACUGAAAUGAAACAGAAAUUGUUAGCUCUUGUCGAAUACAGGUUGUCAGUAUAUAUUAGAUUAUGGCCAAUACUAUUACUUUUAGCCCUUAGUCCAGUAUUUGGGGUAAUUGUUUGGACUCAGGGCGAUAAUCCCACCGAAUUCCUUAAUUGGCCUCCAAUAGAAUUGAGCGCUGGAACCUAUGCUUCUAAAGAUUGCGAGGUUCCUUAUUUCGCAAGUCCGUCUUUAAGAAAAUUAAGUAAAAUAAUUGGAAAUCACCUUAAAUACUAUAAUAUACCAUUGAAGAAUGUUAGCGCUCACCUAAAGAACAAAACUGCCAGAGAAUUCGAACAGAAACUUCAACAGUUGCGAAUUAAGCAUCAAGGAUAUUUUAACCAAAGAUAUUUUCUUGCUUAUUUAUUCUUACCCGGAGAGAAGGUUACUUUAGCAGCUUUCUAUUCCUCUUCGGCUUUACAUUCUCCCGCUGUGGCUGUUAACACGAUAUCUAAUACUUUACUGAAGAAUUUCGCGGGAGAACAAUUUUCUAUUAUCGCUCGAAAUUAUCCACUACCUCCUAGGAUAAAAGCUAUUACUACUUUCAAUAAAGCAACUGGCCAAUCUAAAUUAUUAUGGUCUCAUUUAAGGGCUAGGAUAUUAACUUAUUCCCUAAUAAUAUUUUUAGGGAGAGAUUAUCUAAGGGAACAACUUGGUGGAUCGAAAUUUAUGUGCAUGAACUCAGUAGCCCUUUUAGCUCCUCAAGUAAUUUUGGCUAAAUCUAACCAAAUUUUUCAUAUAAAUUAUUACCAUAAACUACAAUGCAACGAAAGGCUAAUACGUAGGGAACAAUGUAAAAAUGAACCAUUGCGAAUUAGACAGACAUUAGCUUGCUGUCAGGAAUGUCGAGGUAGUCAUUGCGUAAGAUAUGCUGACAAUAUAUUAUCAUUUGCAAAACCUGGUCUUGGAAGAUUUUGCAUAAUCUUUAUGAUACAAACUUUCAUUGCGAUGAUGCUACUAAUUCUUUUACAAAGUCAUCGACCUGUUUUACAAACAAUAUUAGAAAAAAGAAUGAAGUUAAGUAGACUUAAAAGCGAAGAUCUAUCAUUGCAUGCAAGUGCAAUUAAAGAGAGAAAAAGUAUAAUACUGUGUCCAAAAUUCGAGCAAACGGACUAUGAUGUUGUUGCUCAAAAUAUAACAAAAUACGACAUACAAUCGUUAAGUAAAAUCAAUAGAGAAAUUAAACUUGAAAAUGUUUAUCUCAGUAUUAAAAGAGGGGAGCUAAUGUGCUUAACAGGAUUGAAAAAUAGUGGAAAAACAACUUUUUUAAGAAUAAUAGCUGGUUCAAUAAAACCUAGUAAAGGUGUUGUUUACUUUAGAAAGAACAUGCAGAAAAGCUAUUUUGACAAUAAUAUAAUUCCAGAUGGAGAGUUAACUGUUGCAGAAACUUUAAAUUUUGUUGCCAGGCUUCGUGGAAUAUCGAAGAAAGCUGCUAAAUCACAUGUAAGAAAUAUAUCAAAUCUCUGCGCUCUAAAACCAAUGAUGAAUAUGAAAGUUGAUACGGUAUCUGAAUCAACAAAAAAGAGGCUUGUCCUCGCUUCAACAAUUAUCGGCUUUCCACAACUACUAGUUAUCAGAGAUCCUUCAACGAAUAUCGACUUUCAGUCAAAGAAAAUCUUUAUGAAUCUCUUAGGAAUGUUGAAAGCAAGGGGCCAUACUAUUGUAUUAAGUACUGAAAAUCCAGUAGAAUUUGAGAAUUUGGCCGAUAGAAUGGCAGUUUUUUGUGUAGGAGUACUUAGAGCAGUUGGACCAGCUCCGUAUCUUCGCCAAUGCUUUUGCCCCGGAAGUAGAAUUCGUAUAUCAAUGACAUUUGACAGUACUAGGCAAAUGAAAAUUGAUAGACAAUCAAUAUCUAGGUGGCUCCAAAUUCAUGUUCCCGACUCAGUGAGAUAUCACGUUGAUUUAUUACAAGCUCGCCUAUACUUUAGCGUCCCACCAAACGUAUCAAUAGGUCAAUUGUUUGCAUCUAUGGAAAAUAUGAAAGAGGUUUAUACUUGUAUCAGAGAAUACGAUAUUGGGGAACAUACUUUCGAAUCUGUAAUAUUUUCAGUAUCUUACAUAAGAUCCUUAAAUUCAAUGGAAAAUUUAAUGAAAAAGUAG
This is a messenger RNA of Dimorphilus gyrociliatus, 4543 nucleotides long. NCBI's taxonomy places the organism in Eukaryota, Metazoa, Annelida, Polychaeta, Dinophilidae. The record is from the annotation of a GenBank genome assembly.